UCUGGGAAGAAAGUUGUUGUUUGUGCGGCGAAAAAGAGAAGAAAGAGAAAAGGUCAUCCUCGGCGGAACAGGCGGCGGAGGUGAAUCGCCAAUCACCCACAGAUCCAGACCAUCUUUCACUCCCCACUCCAAUUUCUCUUCUCAUCUCUUCAUACCUUUCACCUUUCAAUUUCUCGCGCUCAAACUCUUCCACCCAAUUCCGUUUACCUCAUUUCUCAAUUCCACCUUCUCACUCUCUUCUAUGCCGCUCUCAUAAACCCUAAGGCAACGUUUCUCUUCAUUUCCUUUUUCCUCCAGGGUUUCGGCCAAUCCCCAAUUCUCCCAACCCCCACUGGACAUGCUUGUUCUCCGAUGGCCGUCGUAACUAGCAACGGCAAGCGCCGCCAGCAUUGGCUCUCCGUGGGUCACCACCUUCCAUCUCCCAAUUCCAAAAGGCUCAGACUGUCGGCAACAUCCGGCAACCACCCGCACACUGUGUUAUCCUCGAGUAGUAUCGUUUCCAGAAUUUCCAAAUAUCCUGAAGCCAAGCCACUGGGGCGUAGGGAGGUUCACGCGCCGUGUAGAUCCCGUAAGUUUGAUUUUCCUACCUUUAAUAGAAUGAAAUCGAGCUUGAAUGCCAGUAGUAGUUAUUAUGAUCGCAAGGAAGAGAUUGUUAAUGAUAUGGGCAACACGCUGAGUGAAAAUUACGAAAGGGCGAAGAAUUCAGCGUUAGCUAGCAUUAGGUUUGGGGAAAAAGGUAAGGAGGUGAUAGAAGUGGAUGAUGGUAGUCCCAAGGGCAUGGUUUCCGAAGAUUCAGGUGUGGAGGAGGUUCGUUUUAGGGAAGAUGGACGGGAUAUGCGCUCUGUGGUGACGGAGCACAAAUGGCAAGAGGGUGAUUUGGUUGUGACUGAAGUGAAGGAUUUGAAAGCUAAGGAUGUGCGUGGCGGUCCUCAGCAGCUGUCAACUUCAUCUGUGGUUUCGGAGUUGACUAACGGCGAUUUGAAUGUUGUUAAUGCUGUGAAGAUGUUCGGCACUCUGUCUUUAACUCCCGAGCGUGAUCUUUCGGAUGUUCAUGCUUACAAGAAGUUGCUUGAGGCUGUUGACAAGCGCUCGGAUACGCUUAAGAGGCUGUCGGCUGAAAUUAAGCUUAACGAGAAGCGUAGAUCCACAUUUGAAUUGUUGCGCCCGAAGAAGGAACUAGUACAGGAAGUGCCAUUUGAACCUUUUAUUCCUCUUACUGAAGAGGAAGAAGUUGAGGUUACACGUGCCUUUUCUGCCAACAGGAGGAAGAUCUUGGUUGCCCAUGAGAAAUCUUGCAUUGAGGUCUCACGAGAAAAAUUUCAAUGCCUUAGACCGGGUGCAUGGUUAAAUGACGAGGUAAUAAAUUUGUACCUUGAAUUGCUAAAAGAAAGGGAGAGAAGAGAGCCCCAGAAGUUUCUGAACUGUCAUUUUUUCAAUACCUUUUUCUACAAGAAGUUAAUAAGUGGCAAGAAUGGUUAUGAUUUCAAAUCUGUGAGGAGAUGGACCAGCCAAAAGAAACUGGGAUAUGGUCUACAUGAAUGUGAUAAAAUUUUUGUUCCUAUCCAUAAAGAGAUCCAUUGGUGCUUGGCUGUUAUCAAUAAGAAAGAGAAGAAAUUUCAGUACUUGGAUUCACUGAAAGGAGUAGAUACCCAUGUGAUGAAAGUUCUGGCUAGCUAUAUUGUAGAUGAAGUAAAGGACAAGACUGGAAAAGAUAUUGAUGUAAGUUCUUGGGAAAAAGAAUUUGUUGAAGACCUUCCUGAGCAGCAGAAUGGGUAUGAUUGUGGGGUUUUUAUGAUCAAAUACGCUGACUUCUAUAGCAGAAACUUGGAGCUGUGUUUCAACCAGGAACACAUGUCGUACUUCCGGCGCAGAACAGCUAAGGAAAUCUUGAGAUUAAGAGCUGACUGAGCUAAAGAAUGUUUUAUCUGUAUUUCCCCAAUGGAUUUUACUCGUCAGAAAACUGAAACAGUCAUUACGUCAAAUCAGUUGAUGACUUUCUGAUGAAGUAUCCUUCACUCCUGCUGUCACUAUCUUGGCCAUAACCAUUCAAAAGUUCUGGCUUUUGUUAGAUUGUGGACUGGACUUAUUAUGCACAUCGUCCUGAUAUCCAGGUACACCAUUAGGUAGUGUAGUAUGCAUUAGGUUGUAUAUGCUACGCAAAGGUGAAUCAUAGAUGCGUUAGAAGGUCGUGAUUUUAAUUAUGUAAUGAUAACUGUGUUCCCUCACCGUUUUUGGUGUCUAGUUACUAUUUGCGUCCUUUUCUACUGAAUUUUGAACUUGUUUGUGCGGUGAUGCAGAGCCCUCGUAUCUGGCGAAUUAAGAGCAGUGAAGAAAACGGGGCAUUACUUUGGUUUUGAUUAUGACUUACUCUCAUUUUAUGUGAAGCAAUGUUAUUUAGAAUAUGUUUAGAACAACUAAUUUUAGGAAUUAGACUUUAUUUAUUAAGUAUAUAUAUUUUUCUUUUUCUUUUCUUUUUCAGAAAUCUGUUUAAA
Molecule: messenger RNA, 2492 nt
Organism: Vigna umbellata (rice bean)
Lineage: Eukaryota; Viridiplantae; Streptophyta; Magnoliopsida; Fabales; Fabaceae
Product: ubiquitin-like-specific protease ESD4
Biological process (GO): proteolysis; protein desumoylation
Cellular component (GO): nucleus
Molecular function (GO): deSUMOylase activity
Source: RefSeq, a predicted model, not a curated record